AAAAUAAGGGUGCUCAACAGUCAAAAUCAAAAUCAUUAAGCUUCAUUAAUGCUUUCCUCUGUAAUUUCGCCCUUUUUUUUGUCAUCUAGCCUCUAGGAUAUCCUUAUCCUGACAAUACCCAAACAGAAUUUUCAUUCAACAAUUUUCGCCGUUUCUUUGUUUAGAACGAGAUUUGUUUUUUGGGUAAUUAAAAGAGAUGCAGGUUAAACCAAUAAAUAAAUAAAUAUAGACCCUUAUGCUACAACUGGAUGAUAUUGUAACCAAUUCGAUUGUAACAAGAAUCCAAUAAACAAUUGGAAAAUUGUUUCCCAGAAAUUCCAAUUCACAAUGCUCGGAGCAGUUGCAGUCUCCACUCCAUUAUGGCUUUCAGCUCCAGCUCCUUCGAUAACCUGCGAUUCCAUUCCCAGAAUUUGCUUUCUGAGAAGAAUUCCGAAUCCAACAGUGUCAUUGUGCCAAACCCAGAUUUUUUCUCUCUUUUCCACAUACCCUCUCUAUUUUUCUACCUACAGAGACGGUGUAACACAGAUCCAAUUCUCUCCAAAUGCUUCUUCUUCAUCUUCAGUUGGAACUGCAGAAUACACCGAGGAACCAACAACAAAUGUGAAGUUUCAAAGGUCUCUCAGUUUGCCAGGAUGCUCGGGUUCAUUGUCGUUGCUUGGAACUGGAUACAGGGAGAAAGUUUUUGCAAUCAUUGGUGUUAAGGUCUAUGCUGCAGGACUGUAUGUAAAUCUGUCUAUUUUAAAUCAAUUGAACGCUUGGAAAGGGAAAUCAACAGCUGAGAUUCAGGGGAGUCCUUCCUUGUUCAACUCAAUUUUUAAUUCUCCUUUUGAGAAAUCAUUACAGAUUGUUCUGGUCAGAGAUGUUGAUGGUAAAACUUUUUGGGAUGCCUUAGACAAUGCCAUCUCCCCACGAAUCAAAGCACCCGCUGCCAUUGAUGAAUCUGCUCUGUCCACAUUCCGUAGCAUCUUCCAAGGGCGACCCCUUAAGAAAGGAACUUUCAUAUUUUUGAGUUGGUUGGAUCCAUCGAAAAUGCUUGUUUGUGUCUCAUCAAAUGGGCUUCCAUCUAGUGUUGAUGCUGAGAUUGAGUCAGGGAAUGUGACUUGCGCUCUUUUUGAUGUAUUUUUUGGAAAUGCACCCGUUUCUCCCUCCUUGAAAGAUUCAGUUUCCAAGGAGUUGGCAACAAUCCUCAAGUAGAUGCGAUGAGCUCGUUUCUUAAAUUACUUGUUUUUCAGAUAUACUGUAUGUAAUUCUUGAUUACUUGAGCUCCUGUCAAUCUAAUCAGCAUAUGUUUACCUGGCUGGGAAAUUGUUGUAGAAUUUGAAAGAAAAGGUACAUUUCUGAACCAUCAGAGUAACGCCCACUAGAUUUUGGUAAUGGUUUCUUAAUAAAGUUUAAUCUCUCGAUUCCUUGCAUA
This is a messenger RNA of Corylus avellana, 1414 nucleotides long. RefSeq names its product Chalcone-flavanone isomerase family protein (gene FAP3). Gene Ontology annotation, molecular function: intramolecular lyase activity; fatty acid binding. NCBI's taxonomy places the organism in Eukaryota, Viridiplantae, Streptophyta, Magnoliopsida, Fagales, Betulaceae. Gene Ontology annotation, biological process: fatty acid metabolic process. The record is from RefSeq and is a predicted model, not a curated record. Gene Ontology annotation, cellular component: chloroplast stroma.